GUAGAGUAGACCUUGAUAAUCUACAUAGAUCUAGAUCUAGAUCUAGAUCUAGAUCUAGAAAAACAUAAAAAUGAAACUACUCGUCAGUAAUCUUUUGGUUCUGACAUUCUUUUUGGAAGCUGAGUGUCGAGAAGUAAACGCACCAGCUGGGAAGUUCCGUGGGUCAGUCCAGAAAUCUCUUCAAGGUCAGCUUUAUGUGGCGUUUCUGGGAAUCCCCUUUGCUGAGCCACCCGUGGGGGAGCUCAGGUUUGCCAAGCCAAAGCCUUACCCCAAAAUUAAAGGUACAUAUGAUGCCACAAAAACUCCGCCCAUAUGUAUACAACCACAAGGUGUGGACUUGGGAGGUCCUGGCCAGGAAGAUUGCCUGUACCUAAAUGUCUACCUGCCAAUUACUCCAAUACAGGAAGACGAAAAACGACUAAGAAAAGUCUUUGUUUACAUCCACGGAGGUUCAUACUUCAUGGGGUCAGCCAAUGAAUAUGUUCCUGGUGAUUUAGUCUCCAUGGGUGAUGUCAUUGUUGUGACUUUUAACUACCGCUUGUCCUGGCUUGGGUUCUUGAAGGGGGACACGCCCGAGUUGCCUGGCAACCAGGGCCUCUGGGACCAGCUGCUGGCUCUACAGUGGGUCAAGGACAACAUCAAGGCCUUUGGGGGUGACCCUCACGACAUCACCCUAGGGGGGAACUCCAUGGGCGGGGAGAGCGUCUCGGCUUUGAGCAUCAUUCCUCAAGGUCGAGGUUUGUUUACCAAGGGCCUGAUAAUGAGUGGCACCAUGUUUACCUGCCCCUCCACCCCAAAAUCCUCCGACGUCCUUUUUGAUCUUCUCACCACCAAAGUGGGCUGUGGAAACACAGCAGAAAAUCCCAAAAACAACAGCGCCAUUGUGGAAUGUCUGCGCUAUUUGCCAGCCAGCUCUUUCAUCCUCCCAUUGGAAGGGCACCUGACAAACAAGUUCACCACAAUAGACGGGGAACUGUUCUCUGCUCCGAUAGGAACCCUGAUAGCUGACCAGUCGUACCUGGAGAGUGUAGGAUUCUAUGAGAGGAAUUAUAUUGUCAGCCUAGUCAACAAUGAGGGUGCUGUAGAGUAUCAUGGACCAUUCCACAUCGGCAUGGAGGCAGAUGACUUAACAGCAGAGUUCCUGAGCCAGAAAUUCCGUCUGCCGGUGCAGGUGUGCCAGUCAGUGCUGGACUGGUACAAGAUGGCCAACAACUCCUACAUCAGGCCUGGCUACGACAUCCUGGGCGACCAGAUCAUUGGGCUCCCAGCCUUCAAGUUUCUUGAGACCUUCGCAGCUAACACUGAAAAUACCAUGGGAGAGUCUUUCUUCCUGUGGUUUGAUCACUUCCCCAGUUACCUCCCCUCCACGCUACAGGGGAUGCUGCAUGGUGUUGAUUUAACAUACCUGUUUGACCUGGAGCCUAAAGACGUUCUACGCUUCUAUUUCAACUUGAAAGGCACCAAAGAUUUCACAGAAGAAGAUUUCAAGCUGAAGCGUGUGUACAUCAGAAUGUUGACAGACUUCAUGAGAAAUAUCCACCCUGGAUCUGUGUACAAGCAAGAAUUUGAUCUAGAGUGGCCCAAGUUUGACCUGGAGUCUGAGUUCUACCUGAACCUUGGGAGCCAGCCCAGCAUCAAGCAGUUCCCUCUCUACUACAGGAGGAAGCUGUGGGAUGUAGCGGUGCCGCAGUUGAUGGAGGAGUAUGCUGAGAGAGGUGGUACACAGGGCAAAGAUGAGCUGUAGCAUGUACCUGUGUAGAUGUUUACCUGUGUAAUUACAUGUCUAACUGUUUACCUGUGUCUCUGUUUACCUAUGUAGUUGUUUACCUUUUUAGUAAUUUACCUGUCUAGUUGUUUACCUGUCUAAUAAUUUACCUGUUUUAUUGCUUACCUGUCUAGCUGUUUACCUGUCUAGCUGUUUACCUGUUUUAUUGCUUACCUGUCUAGCUGUUUACCUGUCUAGCUGUUUACCUGUCUAGCUGUUUACCUGUUUUAUUGUUUACCUGUCUAGCUGUUUACCUGUUGAGCUGUUUACCUGUUUUAUUGUUUACCUGUCUAGCUGUUUACCUGUUGAGCUGUUUACCUGUCUUGUUUACCUGUCUAGCUGUUUACCUGUCUAGCUGUUUACCUGUUGAGCUGUUUACCUAUCUUGUUGUUUACCUAUCUAGCUGUUUACCUGUUGAGCUGUUUACCUGUCUUGUUGUUUAGCUGUUUACCUAAUUGUUUACCUCUGUAGCUGUUUACCUGUCUAGUUGUUUAGUUGUUUACCCGUCUAUACCUCCACGCUUCUAACUAUACACUUUUGUCACGCCAAAGGUUGUUUUUUAAUCAGAGGUUGUUUUUUUAAUUAUACAUUUUUAAUUGGAACAUUUUUUAUAUACAAGAUUUUUAAAAUAGAAUUCUGGCAAUUCUUUAAUCAAUGUAUGCCAGGUACUAAAUAAGCUGCCUAUAGCCAUGGCUGUUAGCUAGCCCACAACAAGGCAGAUUCUGGUCUUAUUGGUCUUUGAACCAGCAACAAAUGAGACAUUACAGUGCAUGGGAGGGUGAUGAAAACCAAAUUAGACAAAAUGCUUAUUUAUAAACCUAAUUCUAUCAUAUGUAGCAUAUAGUUAUAUCUCAAAGAGUUGAGCCAAAAAAAUUAGAAUUGGCCAAAAAUUUCCUGCCAUUGCCAUGGUGAUGGUGGCCAUCUUGGAGUUUUUUUAGCAUUUUAACAUUAAAAUAUCUUUCUUAAUUAUUAUUAAAAUUGAUCAAAAAUUUUUUUAGUUAUUCUGUUUACAUGUACCAACAUAACUGAUAGAACACAUGUUUGAAAAUUUGUUUGGUUUUGUUUUACAGUUAAAAUGGGUUUUUUUUGCACACAUUUAGAUUUUUUAAAAGUGAUUUUCAGAUAUUUUUUUUUGUAAAAACAAAUGUAUUUUAAAAUAUUAAAAUGUAAUCUAUUAGAAUUGUUACCAACAUGCAUCUCUAUAAUCCUGCAAGAUUUAAUUGAAUUUGCCUAAGCCAUCUUUGAAUUAUUUCAAUGUUAAAAAGGUAAA
Physella acuta is the source of this 3035-nucleotide messenger RNA. RefSeq names its product acetylcholinesterase-1. The record is from RefSeq and is a predicted model, not a curated record. Lineage: Eukaryota; Metazoa; Mollusca; Gastropoda; Physidae.